UGCUUGGCGGCCGAGCUUUUCUUGAAGUCUGCGUGUCCCAAUCCACUAUCACACAAAGUGUGGUUGGCCUUGAACGCUUUUCACCCAGAACCUCGUCACAUCCGCGCUUUCAUCACCGACAUGAUCCGUCCGCCACGAGGCGCCCGAGACUUCACUCGACUCGACUCGACGUCAUCACGUGGCGCAGACCAGGACCGCGGUGCCGAGAAGAACGGUCUACACUGCGGCGGGGGCCGUUCGAACAGAGGAACACCCUUUGGGUCUGGAAGCGCAUGGUGCUGGAAUCAAAGAAAGCUGCCUUGCGGGGCUGCGGUGCGGUGAAAUGAAUGGCUAGAAACGCCAUCUCCAAGGUGUGGUUUUUGUGAUAGUAGCCAUUUCCCUUUUCAGGCGACAACACCAAGUCAGAACCCCAAGGAUCUUUCGGUGCAAGCUGACGAAGCAUGACGUGGGCCCAUGAAUGCGAAGCGGUGAGUCAGUGUGACACCGUGGACAGCGGUGGGUUGAUACUCCGAAGAGCAAGCCGUCACUGACAUGCCAAGGUUGGCACCAAACCAGCCAACAUCAAGCCAUCUAAGCUUUUUGUUUUACAGAAGAGCAAUUCACUGGACAGUUGGACUGAUGGCCAUGGUCAGUCUGACAAAUCUAGGAAGUGCUUUGGAAGACAUUUCCAGUUUUCAGCAGUGAGUGGUGAAGCUGUGAGUGGGUCUGUGCGCAAAAGGGUCCGUCAGCGGGUUCGUCUGCGCCGACCCAAGACGCCCGUCUGGAGGAAACCAAACGAAUGGCCCCGGGGCACCCGUCGGGACGUACAUACCUGACACGUACAUACCUCUCGGCCAAUUGGACAAAUAGCACAGAAACUCACACAAUUACCAACCACGUAUGGCGGUGUCCUAUUAUGCGUAUAGCUGUGAAGGGCAUUUAUCAAGGCAGAUUGUAAAGCCAAGCAGCAUUCUUCCGUGGAACAGGAGCCGAUUUUGCUGUCCAAGAACUCUUUUGAAGUCCCCUGUGACCAAAUCCACCACUGGACGGAAAGUUCUCUAGCUCAAGGCCCUGCUUUACGUCAAUCUUGACAGUUGCGCCUUUCAAGUGUGUGUGCACCGCAAAACUGGCAAUAAGCCAUGGGUCCUUCUUACAAAAGACUUUUGCUCUAUCACUUUUGCGGAAGCGAUGAAUCAUCUGGUACGCACCCGACGAUAAAGUCAAUGAGCAGGUUUGCUCCAUGGGUUUGUCCGGCGCGCCAUUCAAUCAAUCAAUCGAUAACUUUGCCUUUAUAGGAGUGCCUAUACCCUUCACUUGAACGUUAUUUGCUACUUGGAAAUGGCACCGAAAUACAAACAAUUACCAACCGUGUAUGGCAGUGUCCUAUUAUAUGCAGGCGUGAAAUGGCGUGAAGGGCAUUUAUCAAGGCAGAUUGUAAAGCCAAGCAGCAUACUUCGGUGGAACAGGAGCCGAUUUUGCCAGCCAAGGGUUCUUUUGAAGUCCCCGUGACCAAAUCCACUUGGACGGAAAGUUCUCUAGCUCAAGGCCAUGCUUUACGUCAAUCUUGACAGUUGCACCGUCCAAUUGAGCAGCGGCGCCGCGAAUCUGGCGACACGACAUGAGUCCUUUGUACAAAAGACUUUUGCUCUUUCACUUUUGCGGAAGCGAUGAAUCAUCUGGUACCUACGAAUCAGGCCACAAAGUCAGUCAGGAGGUAUGUUUUUUGGGUUGUACAUCACGCCAGACAAAAAGGGAGCGGAAACGCAUCUCGAGGAAACUCAAUUGUGUGCUGGAAGCAGGCAUCAUCGGUUUCUUUUGUAUGAUAUGCCACUUAGAACGAAACAGAUAGCGCGCGGGGAUUUGGAAUAAGUAAGGCUGGCGUCUGUGUUUGUAACUCUUUCGUGAAGCCGAAUCCGGGUUAUUUGUACAAGAGCUUUUCAAUACAUGGCAUCAGUACCCCAAAGAGACACCCAGAAGUCUUUCGAUUUCAGACAGCAGAAAGACGUGGACUGCGCCUGUCAUCGUCACUCAAGUCCUUUUGGCGUUCAUCGUGUCCGUGUUCGUUUCUUUCGAAGCGGAAGCGAGAGCAUCUGAAGCGCGGAUCUGAGGUUCGUUGGGUUCUGCCAUUGCCCCACUUGGAUAAACUCAGACGUGAUUCUUCGUGAAAAAGCUCCAUCUCGGAUUGGGAUGACCGGAGCUCUUUGGGUGUGACCCCUGACAUUCAGGACGACUCCGCACUCGUAGCUAGCUUCAUGAAUUUCGCAGGUUCGAAUCCUGGAAGGUGCAGAUCGCUUCGACCAACGCCUUGGAGCUGAGUGACAUACCCCUUGGAGUCAGACCCAGUUGGCCACCGUCUCUUCUCAUGAUUGAGCUGAGGUUCUUUACAGUUCAUGUCUUUUUUUGAGGACCCAGAAAGGCUGAGCAGUUGAGCUGAUGAGCUUCAGGUUAAGUCCUCCAAGUGGCCGUGUUUGGCUUCGAACUGUGGAGGAAGAUGAGCCGGCCAUGUCACCUGUCCGUGCGCCACACGAGGGUGACACAGGACAGACGCGCCGAUCAUAUAGAGACGACCUGUCAGGCGUCUCAGGUUCGCUUUGUUUCGCUUGGAUCCCGCCGUCUGCGGCCCUAGUGCAUCUGCAUUUUCAUUUGCUGCUGCCACAUGUGUGGCUAGUGUGGUCCACGACCAUCAGUGUGCUCAAACAGCACCAGCGUUUGGUGCCACAAAUCUAUGCUUUUGUACGACUGACCCACAAAGCCCACCCAUCAGAUUUCCCUAGACAUAGGUAGGACCCAGCAGAAUUCCUUUUCGCCAGAUGCAAGUAACAACUUAUCACAGUGGAACCAGUUGAAAGGCAUUGAUGUAGCCACCUUGACAAUUGACACGUCCAUCUAAGUUCCACGACUGUUGUUCCCCAUUGCAGAUUUCAUUAUCUGAGGAUAGUUCUUUCCUGUCGACCAUGAUGCUUGUAGUGCCGCUUGAAGCCCUUCGUGGAAGCUGUUUUAGUUUUAAACGAAAUGGCUCAUGUCGAUGGCAGGGAAGCAGGAACAUGGAAAUCCGAAGUGUUUGGAGUGCUCUCAAUCAAAUGAUUGACAUCACCAGAUAAGUUGAAUGCCUAAGCAUUUGGGCAGUUUGCAGUGCCUGAAGCACUCGCGCUGGGCUGCUCAGCUGACAAAGCUCAGCCGUUCCACAACAAAAAAAAGUACUACCAGUGCGGCGGGGCAAUAUGGAGAGGAGCA
Messenger RNA from Durusdinium trenchii, 3213 nucleotides. The record is from the annotation of a GenBank genome assembly. Lineage: Eukaryota; Dinophyceae; Suessiales; Symbiodiniaceae.